This is a messenger RNA of Echinops telfairi (small Madagascar hedgehog), 1544 nucleotides long. It is a transcript of the gene SHISA5, whose product is annotated as shisa family member 5. Gene Ontology annotation, cellular component: endoplasmic reticulum. The record is from RefSeq and is a predicted model, not a curated record. Gene Ontology annotation, biological process: positive regulation of canonical NF-kappaB signal transduction. The transcript is spliced from 4 exons. Lineage: Eukaryota; Metazoa; Chordata; Mammalia; Afrosoricida; Tenrecidae. Bases 90 to 494 code for a protein of 134 amino acids.
CAGACAGCCCCUUCCCCGAGUCCUGUCCGACUGCGACUUUGAUGUGCUGAGGAAAUUUGCUUGGAACGAGGAGAAGGAAGAAUCGGGCCAUGUCUGAAGACAGGUUUGGGGCGACGGUGGCCAUCGGGCUGACCAUCUUUGUGCUCUCCAUUGUCACCAUCAUCAUCUGCUUCACCUGUUCCUGCUGCUGUUUGUACAAGAUGUGCCGCCGACCCCGUCCUGUUGUAACUACCACCUCCACCACCGUGGUGCACGCGCCUUACCCACAGCCUCCCAGUGUACCGCCCAGCUACCCGGGCUACCACCCCAUGCCCCACCAGCCAGGUCCAGUGGUAGCACCCUACCCUGCACAGUAUCCACCUCCCUAUCUGGCCCAGCCCGCGGGCCCGCCUGCCUACCACGAGAUGUUUGUUGGAGGUGCAACUGCGCCCUAUCCUGCCAGCCAGCCUCCUUACAACCCGGCCUACAUGGAUGCCCCGAAGGCAGCCCCCUGAGCCUGCCCUGCCGCUUCGUGUGCGCUUGCGUGUGUGUGUGUAUGUGCAUAUGCGCGCACACAUGGGGGUGCUGCUGCCACGGUCUUCUCUGCCCCAUGUGAGGUGCGUGUCUACUCUCUGUACACGUAGUUUCAUUUGAUGCUGACAAGGUGGGGGGACGACCCUUGCCAGGGCAGGCUGGGACCAAACUCUCUGUCCUCGUCCUUACUUGAAACUGCUUGCUGAAAUCUCAAGCAAACUUUAAAGAAGGGAGUGGGGUGGGAGGUUUCUUCUUCGAAUACCCUGAGCCUGUCGUACUAGGACAGCCCAGAAUUCUCUGGGCAAGAAUUUGCCUCCAGAGCCGUGGCUGUCAGCAGCCUGGGUCCAGCAUUAUGGGUCCUGGUUCCGGCGGAGUGGCCAGUUGGGCCAUGGCUUCCUAGGGUGUGGGGUGCUUCUCUCAAAGCCAGCCAUGCUGUAGGCAAGGGAGUGAAGUUGGGAGCUGGCUAAUGAUCCUCUGGACACAGUCCCAGCACUCAGGAGCUUGAGCCUGCCCAGUGGGCAUCGGUGAUGUCCAGCACACUGCAGGGCUACCCCAGACCGUUCUCAGGGCCAGCUUCAGCACCCACAGCUGUCUGUCUGGCCUGCCCUUGCACCCCCUGGGGCCAGCUGGAAGUCCAUGUCCACCCACAGUUCUUGCUGCCUGAGGAAGCUGUCCUGCCCUUGCUGGCUGCAGUCUACCGUCGACUCCAGUCUUCUCCUUGCAGUGUUUUUAGCCAAACCUUUGCCCUGUGUUCUACUCUGAAAUGUGUUACAUUUGUUGGGAGGCUGAAACUUCUGGGUCCUGGGGGGGGAACUGACCUCCGAGUCCCUAGUCCCUGACACCAGCACAGUGGGUUCAGCUCCUUGUACCUCAGUCUACAAUGCAUUGUGAGCAGGGCCCGAGGGUCAAGGGCCUCCUGGACCGACGGUGGGGCGGGACUGGAGUGACAGCUCAAGCCCCAGUGUUCUCACCCUUUGCUUGAUGCCCGCACGCUGUGCUGUGUAUAAUAAAGGCACACAUUUGGACCUGGA